AUGCAUCCAGCAACAUAUCUCAUUCUCGGCCUACUGAUAGGCUUUUACUUUCUUAAACGGCGCAAGUCCACCUCGUCUUUGCCUCUCCCACCCGGACCCAAGCCACUGCCGAUUAUUGGCAAUGUACACCAAGCUCCCAAGUCGCAUGGCUGGCAGACGUACCGCGAAUGGAGCGAGGAGUAUGGCCCGAUCGUGCAUGUCAAUAUGCUUGGUCAGCCUGUUAUUAUUUUGUCGACCUCUAAAGUGGCCCACGAACUUCUAGCCAUGCAUGGACCCAACUUUUCAGAUCGACCUCGUCUUUUCUUAGCUGAAUUAGCUAUGAAGGGUCUUAAUAUCCUCAUGAUGAACUAUACAGAACAGUUCAAGGAGCAUCAGAGGUUACAGGUCUCUGUAUUAAAUGCAACACCGGCAGCAGCGUAUCUCCCGUUCCAGGCUCUAGAAUCUCAACAAUUGCUACUCGAUCUCCUGGAGAAUGCGGGCGGCAGUGGUAUUGAUGUUCAAGGGAACUUUCAACGCUCCACUGCUAGUAUCAUCCAUACAUUACUAUAUGGAUUUCGUAUCAAAGACUUCAACGACCCCAUACUUCAGACCGUCGUUAAACUGAAUGAGGAGUUUUCGGACUUUAUUCAGGUUGGCGCACAUAUCGUGGAUCAGUUCCCAGUACUCAACAACCUCCCUAGCUUUUUAGCUCCAUGGAAAGCAAAGGCCGAAAAUCACUUCGCGACUAAACGCAGUCUGCGCGACAAGAACUUCCAGCGUGGCAUCGAGUCAAACUCAUGGAACAUUUCAAAGCAUCUCAAGAAGACUGUCGAAAAAGAUAAUCUCACAAUGCCCUUGGACGAGCUAGCAUUUGAACUGGGCGUUAUGAUCGACGCUGCACUAGACGGUACUUCAGAUAGCCUGAUCUGGUUUAUAGUGGCUUGUAUUACACAAGACAACGGCUUUAUUGCCAAAGCACGCGAAGAACUCGAUGUGCAUGUUGGGCGCGACCGACUUCCAGUUCCAGAUGACAAGCCCAACCUGCCGUACAUCACCGCUAUUGUCGAGGAACUAUUCCGCUGGCGACCGGCUGGACCCGAAGGUGUUCCUCAUAUGAACAGAGAAGAAGUCAGCUACAAUGGAUACACUAUUCCCAAGGGAUCAGUGGUUAUACCCAACAUUUGGACAAUCUCCCGAGAAGAAGCUGUAUUCGGCCCAAGCCCAGAUGAAUUUAUCCCAGAUCGCUGGAUGGGCAAAGAUGGGAAAACACUGCAACCUUUCCCUGCUGCAGCAUUUGGCUAUGGAAGACGGACAUGUCCAGGGCGCCAUUUUGCUCGCAAUGUGAUCUGGAUCGUCAUCGCCCGACUUGUGUGGGCAUUUGAUAUCAAGGCGGGCUUGUCUGAGACAGGCGAACCUACUGUAGUUGAUCCCAUUGCAUGCACAUAUGGCAUGGUUAUGAGGGCUUUGCCAUUCAAGGCUUCUUUCAACCCUCGUGGACCUUGGGUUCGUGAGAUUAUCACUCGAGAUGGUGACACAUACAGUAAGGAUAUUGGAGCUAUGCUUGACCAAAUUGGAGGGGAGUUUACUAAGAUGUAG
Messenger RNA from Penicillium malachiteum, 1575 nucleotides. RefSeq names its product cytochrome P450. NCBI's taxonomy places the organism in Eukaryota, Fungi, Ascomycota, Eurotiomycetes, Eurotiales, Aspergillaceae. Gene Ontology annotation, molecular function: heme binding; iron ion binding; monooxygenase activity. The record is from RefSeq and is a predicted model, not a curated record. The transcript has 2 exons. The coding region runs from base 1 to 1575 and encodes 524 amino acids.